Hermetia illucens (black soldier fly) is the source of this 861-nucleotide messenger RNA. Its product is annotated as ATP-dependent DNA helicase PIF1-like. Gene Ontology annotation, molecular function: DNA helicase activity. Lineage: Eukaryota; Metazoa; Arthropoda; Insecta; Diptera; Stratiomyidae. Gene Ontology annotation, biological process: telomere maintenance; DNA repair. The transcript has 2 exons. The record is from RefSeq and is a predicted model, not a curated record. The coding region runs from base 1 to 861 and encodes 286 amino acids.
AUGCGAACCACCGAAACACCAAUUUGCAACAUCGCCAAAAGUAGUGCAAUGACCAAGAUCCUACAGGUAUGCAAAUUGAUUGUUUGGGAUGAAUGCACAAUGGCCCAUAAGAGGUCACUGGAGGCACUGGAGAGGACGUUGAAAGAUCUUCGUGACAACCAAACUCUUUUUGGUGGGGCCAUGAUUCUGUUGUCAGGUGAUUUUCGUCAGACUCUUCCAGUUAUUCCCCGAUCAACUGUUGCUGAUGAACUAAAUGCAUGCCUACAAUCAUCGAAUUUGUGGCAGUAUGUAAAGACACUCCAAUUAACAACUAACGUGCGAGUAUUUUUGCAACAAGAUGAAACUGCGAAUGUGUUUGCGAAGCAGUUGUUAGGCAUUGGAAAUAAUAAAAUUUCUGUCACAUCACACAACCCAAAAGAGGAGCUUAUGGGUCGUGUUUUCCCAGAUAUAGCGCAAAACUUCAAUAACCAUAAUUGGCUGGGUGAACGAGCAAUAUUGGCGGCGAAAAAUAAAGAUGUCGAGGAUCUCAAUGCGACCAUUCAGAAUUUUCUUCCAGGACAAUUGGUUUCCUUCAAAUCAGUCGACACCGUUAUGAACCAGGAUGACGUAGUCAACUAUCCCACGGAGUUUUUAAAUUCACUGGAAUUAUCUGGAUUACCACCUCACAAUUUGCAGUUAAAAAUAGGGUCAGUUGUCAUGAUGCUGCGUAACAUUAAUCAACCUCGACUGUGCAAUGGAACAAGACUGGUUGUGAAAAAGCUGAUGAAUAACGUCAUUGAGGCAACAAUCAUAAAAGGAAAAUACAAAGGAGAGGAUCCCGCGGAUACCGAUGAUUCCAACGGAUUUACCAUUCGAUUUUAA